This is a messenger RNA of Triticum dicoccoides, 591 nucleotides long. RefSeq lists its product as uncharacterized. The record is from RefSeq and is a predicted model, not a curated record. The transcript has a single exon. Bases 54 to 299 code for a protein of 81 amino acids. NCBI's taxonomy places the organism in Eukaryota, Viridiplantae, Streptophyta, Magnoliopsida, Poales, Poaceae.
UACACACUUGUUGCAAAGAGGAAGAGGGUUAGAAGAAAGCUAAGGUUGACGACAUGGCCGUCGUGGGGAGGAUGAGGCUCGAUCUGACGGUGAUCGUGGCGGCGCUCGUGCUGCUGGCGGUGCUCGGCGAGGCGCGGCCGCUGGGGGGCGCCGACUGGGCGGCCGCCGGAGGGACCCCGCUGCCGGCCGCGGGCGGCGCGUCGAACGUGGUCCAGGCGCUCCGGCGGCUGUACAUGCAGCAGCUGGGCGGGCCGGGCCCCUCGUGCGGCACCAACAGCCCAAACGUCCACUGCCCGUAGAUGGCCGAGGCCGAGCGCCGCAGCUCGGCCGGCGUACGUCCUCUCGUGCUUCAAGUUCCAACGUGUUUUUGGCGGCCCCAGGUGGUAGGCUCUGGUGAGCGACCGUAGGAUUGGAUUCGUUGCUUGGUUUGUUGGUGAUUUUUGCCCACGCGUACGUGUACGCUGGUUGGCACUUUGUACAUACAUACAGGAGAAAGGAUACACAUAUAGUACGUAGGAUUCUGUUUGAAUAAAACAUAGGCAAGCUGCAGAAGCAUCAGCAAUACAUUUGUAUUUAAAUUACAUUUGUAAA